CCGACUGCUGCUGCCUUGACGGAUGUUGCGUCACUGAGGUUUUAAAGUCGAGUCGAGCCGAGCCUAGUCGGACCAGAUGGAGCCUGUAGCCCCGAAUUAGACCCGAAUUAGAUCUAGAUUUGACCCGGACUAACGCUGGAUCAAAGACCCGGAGUCCCGGGAGUGAAAGCGGAUUACAGCCGAGUGUGGGAGCGUUUCCCCGGGUGAGGACGCGUCUGUAACCGGGUGCGCUCUUCCAAAAUGGCCGACGCUGACGUCUCUUUGUCCCCUGCUCUGCGCCAGCUCCACCUUAGCCCCUCGCACUCAGCCCCGCCCCCUCCUCCAGCCUCCUCCUCCCCCACCACCUUCUCAUGCCCCUCCUCCCCCUCCAGUGCCUCCUCUUCCUUUUCUUCCUCCUCUUCGACCUCCUGCUCUGAGAGCUCGUCUGAUUGCCCCAACCACCACCAUCAUCAUCCUCAUCACCAUCACCUCCGCCCUCAGCUGCAGCUGCCCCCGCCCUCUCACAGCGAGCAGCCCUCCUCCCCUAGCGCCAGCCCCCGCAGCUCCAGCCCCAGCGGGAGCAUCGGCAGCACCGGCAGCCUCGGCAGCAGCAGCAGCGCCAGCGAGGGCAUCGGCAGCAGCAGCGUGUCGAGUGGCGGCGACCUGCGAGGUCCGAGUCCGCCGCUGGAUGUCAUCUCAGAGGACGCCAUGGAGAUGGACCUCGAAGGUGACCAAGUGAUCAACCCUGAAGUCGCUCUGAAAGCUUGUCAGGAAGUUCUUCUCAAAGUCCAGCUGCAGAACAGAGACGUGCCAGAACAACAACAACAACAACAACAGCAGCAGCGCACGGACUUGUCGGAGCGCUGUGCUCCUCAGUACUUGAGUCCAGACACCAGCUCCAUCAAAGAGGAAGACGAGGAAGACGAGAAACAAGGUGGAACGUCCCAACAAGACUCGCAUCCUUCAGCCAGACUGCAUUCCUCUCCACUGCCACCGGGGGUGUCACCAUCAUCGAAACAGUCGUGGCUGCUGCGCCUCUUUGAGUCCAAGCUGUUUGACGUUUCCAUGGCGAUCUCCUACUUGUACAAGUCGAAGGAGCCGGGGGUGCAGGCGUACAUCGGGAAUCGACUCUUCAGCUUCCCUGACUCUGAGGUGGACGUCUACCUGCCGCAGCUGCUCAACAUGUAUGUGCACAUGGACACGGAGGUGGGAGACGCCAUCAGACCGUACCUGAUCCAUCGCUGCAGAGGAAGCAUCACCUUCUCGCUGCUGUCGGCAUGGCUGCUCGGCGCCUACUCCUCCGACAUGCACAUCUCCACCCAGCGUCACUCCAGAGGCACCAAACUCCGAAAACUCAUCCUGUCCGAUGAACUCAAGCCAUCCGCUCUGACGCCCGUCACGCCCAGACCAACUUCAGCUUCUGUCUCUGAAAGCCCAGUGUCGUCGCCGUCCCACCGCCGCUGUCACCGCAGGCACACCAGCAGCAACACAGAGGCUUCCGCUGCCGCCGUGCCAAACAACCCCACAUCAGGGGAGUCUGAGGUCUUUGUUUCUCCGUCUAGAAGGACCCACCAGAGAUCCAAGUCGGACGCCUCCACGGCAAGCAGCGGGCCCGGCACUGGCCUCCGACGAACAGGAAGUAACCCGAAGGUGGAGUCGGUUCACGAGGAGCCCGAGCGUCUCCGUCCUCAGCGGGAGUUCGUCAAGUCUCUGCUCGGCAUCGGGAAGCGUUUGGUGACGUUGACGACCAAAGAGCAGAAGACGCAGCGGCUGAUCUCAGAGCUGUCGCUGCUCAACCACAAGCUGCCGGCUCGAGUGUGGCUGCCCACCGCCGAGCGCCAGCACCACGUCUGCAGGAUCCCGCACACGCAGGCCGUCGUCCUGAACUCUAAAGACAAGGCGCCGUACAUCAUCUACGUGGAGGUUUUGGAGUGUGAAAGCUUCGAGACGUCUCUGGCUCCCGUUCGGAUUCCGGAGACCAGGAUCCGCUCAGCUCGUUCCGCAGAAAACCUGGACUGUGGCGGCAUCCCGGCGACCAUCGCUAACGGGAUGACAUCCGAGCACAGGGCGGGAAGUUUCUCUACCGUCCCAAACUACGACAAUGACGAAGACGCGUGGGCCACCGACGAUAUCGGACAGCUGCAGGUCGAGGCCGAGGCUCAGACCAGCAGCAGUGACAACAUCAGUCAGUUUUCAGUCGACAGCAUCACGAGUCUAGAGAAUAAAGAACCAGUGUUCAUCGCUGCUGGAGACAUUAGGCGCCGUCUGUCCGAGAACCUCGCUCACACUCCGACUACGUUCAGGCGAGACCCUGAGGACCCGUCAGCCGUCGCCCUCAAAGAACCCUGGGAGGAGAAAGUCAGGCGAAUCAGAGAAGCUUCUCCGUACGGUCACAUGACCAACUGGAGGUUACUGUCGGUCAUCGUGAAGUGUGGAGACGACCUGAGGCAGGAGCUCCUGGCCUAUCAGGUGCUCCGACAGCUGCAGUCGAUCUGGCAGCAGGAGCGAGUUCCUCUGUGGAUCAAACCGUAUAAGAUCCUGGUGAUGUCAUCAGACAGCGGGAUGAUCGAACCCGUCCUCAACGCCGUCUCUCUGCACCAGGUGCGUAAACAGAGUCAGCUGUCGCUGCUCGACUACUUCCUGCAGGAACACGGCAGCUUCACCACCGAGGCCUUCCUGUCCGCUCAGAGGAACUUCGUCCAGAGCUGCGCCGGAUACAGUCUGAUCUGUUACCUGCUGCAGGUCAAAGACAGACACAACGGGAACAUCCUGCUGGACUCUGAAGGUCACAUCAUCCACAUCGACUUUGGUUUCAUCCUCUCCAGUUCUCCUCGUAACCUCGGCUUCGAGACGUCCGCCUUCAAGCUCACGUCAGAGUUCGUGGACGUGAUGGGCGGUUUGGACGGAGACAUGUUCAUCUACUACAGGAUGUUGAUGCUUCAGGGUCUGAUCGCUGCCAGGAAGCACAUGGAGAAGGUUCUGCAGAUCGUCGAGAUCAUGCAACAAGGUUCCCAUCUUCCGUGUUUCCACGGCUCCAGCACCAUCCGUGGUCUGAAGGAGCGUUUCCACAUGUCUCUGACGGAGGAGCAGCUGCAGCUGCUGGUGGAGCAGCUGGUCGACGGGUCCAUGCGCUCCAUCACCACCAAACUCUACGACUCCUUCCAGUAUGUCACAAACGGCAUCAUGUGACCGGAGGGGGCGCCGUUGUGACAUCAUCAAAUCUUUUCUGGCUGAUUCUAAAACCUUUUCAAAGAGUCUGAGACAGAAGCUAUCGAGACCUGAGGGACGGGAAGUUUACCUCGUCUGUUACAAGAUGGAUCUUCAGUGACGCUCACGUUCUCGUGACAAAAGAUUUCUGCCUCGUUGUUUUGCUGCCUGAGACGAAUUAAUUAAAAAACUGGUUUUCUAUUUUAUUGCCUUUGACGUGAAGCGGUGGCGACGGAGGAGAGGGAACUCUGUGGGUUUGAAGCUAAACUGCUGGUGAAUCAUCAUCUGAUCAUCGAUAAAAUCAUUGGUCAUUUAUCGAGAUCAACAGUUUCACAGAUUUAUUUUUCUGGCAGCUGAUUGGAUGACUACAUUUUAUUUUAAUUUGUUUAACUUUUUUUUUCCUUUUCUUAUUAAUAAUUCGAUUUUUAUCUCGUGAUGAGAAACUGAGUCAUUUCUGCUGAAUCUGCAAAAAGAUUCAUGACCAAAGAACUUUUCUUCAGAUUCAUGGGAAACGUUUUCACGAGAAGAGUUUUCAUUCGUAUCAGAGUUUUUUCUCCUGGUUGAUUUUGGAUCCUAAUAUUUCAUUGUUAAAUACUUAAAAAGUGAAAGUGGAUCUGAAUCCAACUGACGAAGCUCAACAGGAGCUUUAGUUUCCUCGGGUCAGUUUUCUGAAUUAAACACAAACUGGUUUAGAACGAAAGAAAAGAGACUAGUUUGAAAUAAGUCUGAGACCAGAUUUCAUCAUUUUUAUUUAAACUCUGUUCUCGAAUCAGAUCAGCUCAUUGGCUCGUUGACACAACUGUAAUUAUCCUGGAGGGUUAAAUAUCAUUUGUUAAUUGACAGUAAAGUCCAAUAUUUGAUCAAAAGAUCAUUAACGUGCUCACAUCAAUUUUUGGUAAGAGACAUUUUUUUUUGGCAGAAGUAAAAUCUAAAUAUCAGCAGCGUUUGAUUAAAUAAGAUUCGUUGAUGCAGUGUCACUGCUGCCGUCAGAUAUUUAAAGAACCUGAUGACAAGAUAAAAUUGAUUGUUUUAAUUCAAGUUCGUCAAAUUCUGUUUUAGUCAAAGGUCAUAAAAGAAAGUUUUAAAUGACACUAAUGAAAGAGUUGAAUCAAUUCUACAGUUUCAUAUUAAUUAUCUUUUUAUUUACUUGAAUAGUUUCACAUUCAGUUUGAAGCAAAACAGAAACAGUUGAACUGAUGAUCACAAAACGAGAGAGGAACCGACUCUUUGCUUCUGUGUUUGACAGAAAAUCGAUUUUUUUUUCCAAUGAUCAAUAACCAUCAUUUUCCUGAAUAUGUGAAUGUUUUUUAAAUUGUUCAUUUAAACGUAUGUUAACGUCAGAACCGACGAAUUCUCAGUAUUGACAAGUCAAAUCUUUGUCUGAUGUUGUUACUGAAGCUGGUUUCACUUUGUGUCGGCUUUACUUCAGUGGAUCUCGCCUGUGUGUUCACGAAACGUUUGAAAGUACGAUGACGUUUUUCUUAUGAAUCUCACUCUUUACACUAAAAUACUAAUUUUAUAGAAUUUAAGUUGAUUUUAGUCGAUGACGUAUAGAAUUCAGCAGAAUUAACUUUACCUGAACUUGCAGGGGCUAGUUAGCAAAAUGCUAUAAGCUCGUCACUGCUCUUGUGCCCCACAUUAAUAACUGAGUUGUGAUUGUGAUGAAGGUAAAAGGAGGUUAGAGCUAAAGGUGAAGUUCUGGUUAACAAACAGAACAUGACAUCAGCGUAUAAAAUCAAAAUACUAUAACAUUGUUUAGCUCUUAGCAUUGAAGCUAAGUCAUAAUCAUGCUAAUGACCGAAAAGCUGCAGCAGUCAUAAUUAUCACGGAAAUCGAGCUAAAACUGAAUUAUUUUAAGUUUUUCUAUAAUAAUUCUUGUUUAUAAAAUGGAUUUAAUGGAGGAAACAUAUUUUGAAAAAGAAUUGUGAUUAAAUUAAUUUGUCAUUGACUGCAACAAAGUGAACGAAUACAAUAUAAAUCUAUUAACUGUUAGCAAGCUCAAAAGUAGUAAAGUACACUAUCAGUGAGCAGCUGAACCCGGCCAGUUAGCUAACACUUAAUGUUUACACUUUUCAGUUACUUCAGUUUUGUAUUCUUGUCUUUAACUGCGACGGAAAAUAUCAGUUUGCAAUAAAAAUGAUUAAAUUCCAUUUUAUUUGUAUAGCGCCAUAUCAUAAUUUACAUUAUUAUUUCAACCUGAUGAAAAGCGACUAUUUGAAUUAAUCGUAAAGACACUAUAACAACUUUACACUGGAAUAAAGCCAUCGUCAGUUGUUGCAAAGGUUUUUUGUUUUGACCACUAUUGAAGGAGAGGCACAUGUUAGCUUCCGCUAAGUGUUAGCCUGCUACUUAAUAACACACAAAGAUGCAGCUGUGACUAAAGUUUACCUGAUACGCAACUUAAAUAGCAACUUUCUUCUUUCUUUUCCUGUGUGAAUAUGUACGUAUGUAAAUGAACUGAGAGAUGCCUUUAGACUCUGAUCAAUGCAAGAGAAGGACGAAGGUGUUGAAGUGACCUGAAAAGUGCGAGACGUUUGACCACAUCAAGGACGAGUUUCAACACUGUUACGUCUCCUCCCGGACAUCAGUUUUAUAAUAUAAAGUGAAUAUGAAAUUUCAAAAUUAAAGUGAUUAUCAGAUAAAAGCUAAAUGCCUUUAAUGUGAAGUCAAAAGCUGCUAAAAUAGGUGUUUUCUGAUUGGAGUCUGGUGCAUGUGGAGACGACUACAUGACGGACGCAUGAAACUCGUCCCUGAGACUGAAAACCUUUCACUGCCUUUUUUCUUCCAUCAUCAGCUCUGAACGUUUUGAACUUCUGAUGUAAAAAACUCUUAAGUGCUUUGAUCCUGAACGAAAAAGUCAUUUGUAAAGUUUUGCUUGUUAUUCAUUUCAAAUGUUAAACACUAAAUCCAUUAAAACAAACUUACUUUGA
Hippoglossus stenolepis (Pacific halibut) is the source of this 6116-nucleotide messenger RNA. RefSeq names its product phosphatidylinositol 4-kinase beta. Gene Ontology annotation, molecular function: 1-phosphatidylinositol 4-kinase activity. NCBI's taxonomy places the organism in Eukaryota, Metazoa, Chordata, Actinopteri, Pleuronectiformes, Pleuronectidae. Gene Ontology annotation, cellular component: cytoplasm; membrane. Gene Ontology annotation, biological process: phosphatidylinositol-mediated signaling; phosphatidylinositol phosphate biosynthetic process. The record is from RefSeq and is a predicted model, not a curated record. Bases 241 to 3168 code for a protein of 975 amino acids. The transcript has 14 exons.